UUUCCUUCCCCACAGACAGACCACACCAAAAUACCUCCGCCGCCGCCGCCGUCGCUGCCGCUGCCGCCACCGGCCGCCGCCGCCAUGCUCCGUCUCCGAGAGCGCAUCGUUUCCCGUCUCCUCUCUUUCUCCUCCACAUCCACCUCCGCCCCGGCCACCCCCCCACUCCGCCGCCUCCUCUCCGCCGUCGCGGCCCCCAUUCCCCCGAGCCGAGGAUUCGCCGUUGAGGAGUACCUCGUCCACACCUGCGGCCUCACCCGGCCCCAGGCGCUCAAGGCCUCCACCAAGCUCUCCCACCUCAAGUCCCCCGCCAAUCCCAACGCCGUCCUCGCGUUCCUCUCCGGCCUCGGCCUCUCCAGCGCCGAUGUCGCCGCCGUCGUCGCCAAAGACCCGCUUUUCCUCUGCGCCGGCGUGGAGAGAACCCUGGGCCCCGUCGUCGCCGGGCUCACCGGCCUCGGUCUCUCGCGUCCUGAGAUCGCCCGCCUCGUCUCGCUUGCCCACUGCCGCUUCCGGCGCAGAUCCAUCGUCUCCAAGAUGCACUACUACCUGCCCCUCUUGGGCUCCUUCCACAACUUCCUCCGGGCGCUCAAGUGCUCACCCUAUCUUCUCACGCGGGACCUUGAUACGACGGUCAAACCCAAUGUCGCCUUCCUGCAGGAGUGCGGGCUAGCUGCUUGUGAUAUUGCCAACCUGACCAUGGUUAUUUGGGGGAUGCUGACCUCCGACCUGGAGCGCCUCCAGACGAUGGUGACAUGCGCCGAAGGUAUAGGCGUGCCCCGUGGCUCUGGGAUGUUCAGAACUGCGCUACAUGCUGUCGCAUUCCAAAGCGAGGAGAAGAUCACCGCCAAACUGGAGUACUUGAAGAAUACGUUCAGGUGGUCUGAUACCCAAGUGAGGAAUGCUGUAUCUAGGGCUCCAAUGCUGCUGGGCAGGUCAAAGGACGCACUGCAGCGCAGGUCCGAGUUCCUGUUAGCUGAGGUGGGGCUGGAACCCGUGUGCAUUGCUUAUCGACCGAUAAUUCUCUGUCUUAGCCUGGAGGGCCGGGUCAGGCCCCGGUGCUAUGUUGUAAAGUUUCUCAACAAAAAUGGAUUGCUAGAUCGCGACCUGAGCUUCCAUACUGCAGUCAUGAAGACCGAGAAGGAUUUCGUCGAAAAGUAUAUAUGCCCUCACAAGGAAGCUGCGCCACACCUCGCUCAAGACUAUGCAACCGCUUGCAAAGGGGAAGUGCCAGAGAAUUUUAGAUUUACAUGAACCAGGAGUGGGCUAAGGAAAUUGGUUACUAUGUAUUGCGCAACAAAGUUUUCACUCUGCAUAGUAAUCUGGUAAUUCCUGUUUAGGUGUUCUUUGCCAAACUAGAUUGUUGGUUAUUUUCUGUAGUAUGCCUGUUACAUGCCGGUUUGGUCAUUGCUAAAUGCUAACUGCUAUGAAACUGAUAAUUUUUCAUUCCUGAACCCUGAUAUGUUGAUGUUGUCAUUCCUUUGA
Messenger RNA from Triticum aestivum (bread wheat), 1482 nucleotides. RefSeq lists its product as uncharacterized. Gene Ontology annotation, biological process: regulation of DNA-templated transcription. The transcript has a single exon. The coding region runs from base 85 to 1251 and encodes 388 amino acids. The record is from RefSeq and is a predicted model, not a curated record. Gene Ontology annotation, molecular function: double-stranded DNA binding. NCBI's taxonomy places the organism in Eukaryota, Viridiplantae, Streptophyta, Magnoliopsida, Poales, Poaceae.